Messenger RNA from Mollisia scopiformis, 1198 nucleotides. RefSeq names its product NEDD8-conjugating enzyme UBC12. The transcript has 4 exons. The record is from RefSeq and is a predicted model, not a curated record. Bases 393 to 947 code for a protein of 184 amino acids. NCBI's taxonomy places the organism in Eukaryota, Fungi, Ascomycota, Leotiomycetes, Helotiales, Mollisiaceae.
GGCUUGUCUGAUAUCACAGAAUAAGACUUCUGCUCCGAUUAUAUAACUUAGAUUCACGUCGAGCUUGAGGUAGCACGUGUCUUGGGCAGGAAGUUCACACGCAGGCAGCGGCGAACGCUAGCGUACUUCGGCUCACCCCGCCACUAUUGUACAUCAACCAUCCAAGAAACACAGCAAUUGCAAACCCUCGCAUUUCCUUCUGUCAUUUGUGCUGCUCAGUCGGUGACGUGUUAUUCACGUGUACUCAAAGCGGGUUAUUCCCGGGUAUACUUUCCUCAACUAUCUGCGCUAAAGACUUUUGUCUACAACUUUCCUGCGCCUCCUCUUCCUCGAAGUCAUCAACAAGGAACAGCUCUCAGCAUCACAACUUGCAUGAUAAGAACCCCGUCAAGAUGUUGAAGAUCUGGUCUAUGAAGCAGAAGCAGCAGCAGGAUGCUAACGCAGAUGCUGCUGCAGGCACAAGAAAGAAGAAGGUUACCGCUGCACAACUCCGAGUUCAGAAGGAUCUUUCCGAGCUUGCGUUACCAAGUACCAUGAAGACCGAGUUCCCAGACCCAGACGAUAUCCUAUACUUUAACCUCACAAUCGAGCCGGAUGAGGGCAUGUAUAAGGGUGGCAGAUUCCACUUCACAUUUGCUAUCAGUCAAAAUUUCCCACACGAGGCCCCCAAGGUCAAAUGCACGCAGAAGAUCUAUCACCCCAACAUUGAUCUGGAAGGAAAUGUCUGCCUUAACAUCUUGCGAGAGGACUGGAAGCCGGUGCUGAACUUGAAUGCUAUCAUCGUUGGUCUACAGUUCCUCUUCCUCGAACCAAAUGCAUCCGACCCUCUGAACAAGGAAGCGGCUGAGGAUCUGCGAUCCAACAGAGAAGGGUUCAAGCGAAACGUUCGAUCUUCUAUGGGUGGAGGAACGGUCAAGAACCAGACCUUCGAGAGAGUCUUGAAGUGAGAGUCUGGCGGAGAUUGGCAUGAUUAUGACAGAGAAUACCCACCAGGCACAUGCCACAUAGAUUUGCGAAAUACGAGGGUCAUGGCAUAUUGAGGCGUUGAUAAUGGGUGGAUUUGGGAAUAGAUACAUGGUCUCGUGCCUAUAAGCGGGUAGAAAUGAUUCUCUACAAACUUGACUGCGAACCCACGAUCACUGCGAGAAGUACCCAAGUAUACAAAAACAAAAAUUGAAGCCAUCUCAAUUUUUCGUGC